This is a messenger RNA of Coregonus clupeaformis (lake whitefish), 1602 nucleotides long. It is a transcript of the gene ccdc97, whose product is annotated as coiled-coil domain containing 97. The record is from RefSeq and is a predicted model, not a curated record. Lineage: Eukaryota; Metazoa; Chordata; Actinopteri; Salmoniformes; Salmonidae. The transcript has 6 exons.
AACGACGGACCACGAAGCGACAUUUUCGAAAUAGCAAAAAAUGCAAAAGGUUUAGAAACCUUGAAAUGCAGUGACAAUUCUAAAAUUGUAUUCAACCUGUAUUUAUCAGAUUAGUCUCGUUAAGACAAAAUUAUUUUUCCAAGAAAGAGGGACCUUCCGUCUGCUCUAACGUUACUAGUAGACCAUAGAGGUUUAGUCAUUGUGCUACCAGCCAUGUGGGGGGAGAUCGACCCUCCUCCCGAGCCAAGUCCGCCUGUCAACGUUGAACCAGCGGCCUGCAGACAGCCCGAUCCCCGGCGACCACAGCCCGACCCCAGGGGAACCGGACCCGCUUCUAGCUGCUCUGCAACCGCCAAUACCGAGGAGGACGAGCCGCAGGACAACCAGGCGGACCCCAGCGGUGUGUGUGCCAUGGUGGAGGUGGUGGCUGUGAGUGGUAUCCAGGUGAAGAGCCAGCAGGUAGGUGAGGCAGAGUUGACCUUAGCCCAGCGGAGAGAGGAGCUGCUGGGACAGUACCGGACCAAGCCCCUGGUGUUCCUGGAGCGUUACCAGGCCCACCUGAAGCCACAGCACCUGUCAGCGUUCUGCCACUUGACCUCUGACCCCCGGGCGCAGCACUACUGCCGGGAGGUGAGGCGGAGAGAGGCGGGACACUCCAACAGGACCCGGGUACGCAACCAACGCUACGCUGCCCUCAGGGAACUGCAGAGGGAGGGCCAGUACUUCAGCGAGGACCAGAUGAGAGGCCGGGAGCCCUUACUGUAUGAGCAAUACAUCGGCCAAUACCUGACUGAGGAAGAGCUGCUACAUCGCUCCCUAGAGGCCAUGCAGGGAGGAGCGGGGGAGGAGCGGGGAGCUGGGGGGGGACUGGCCCACCUCCUCCUCAGCUCCUACCAGGAGAGACUGAUCCAGAGCCGGCUGCAGGAGGAGCAGGACAGGGAGGAGAACGCACAGGAGGAGGAGCAGGGUGGAGGGUUGGGGGCAGAGGGCUGUGAGCCGACCCCCCAGGAGAAAGCACUGCUCAGGGUGGUUCUGUGUGUGUGUUGCCUCCAGGUGGAGGGUUGGGGGCAGAGGGCUGUGAGCCGACCCCCCAGGAGAAAGCACUGCUCAGGGUGGUUCUGUGUGUGUGUUGCCUCCAGGUGGAGGGUUGGGGGCAGAGGGCUGUGAGCCGACCCCCCAGGAGAAAGCACUGCUCAGGGUGGUUCUGUGUGUGUGUUGCCUCCAGGUGGAGGGUUGGGGGCAGAGGGCUGUGAGCCGACCCCCCAGGAGAAAGCACUGCUCAGGGACGAGUUCUUCACUCAGAUGUACCAACGCUUCCUGGACGGACACGACAAAGACUUUAACUACAGUGAAGUGGAUGGGAACCCCGACUACGACAACCUGGACAUCGUCAACAGAGAUGCAGAGGAGAAGUACUUCGAUGAGGAGGAGGAGGAAGAGGAAGAUGUUGUGAUGUCAUGACAGCAGUUGUUAUUGGACUGUAAAUACGAUAUAACCUCUAAUAACUCAACUAUAAUGUUUCUACUCUUUUUUGUUUAAUCACAUUCAUUUAAUAUUUCCGUUAGUUUGUAUGGAUAGCAAUAAAUCAUGUCUGUUUACGUA